AUGAAACCAGGUGAGAAUGUGACAAAACCAGAAAACAGAACACGACCCAAGAAAAUAUAACUGAUCCGAAACAAACCAAAUGGCACACAAUCCUCCCAGUUAAUCAUUAAAGGAAAGAUUUUACAUCCACGGCCAGAUUUUCCCUUUAAGUAUCCUUAAAGGUUAGUUCAGAAAAAAGAACAAGUAUUUCUGUGGGUGGUGAUUAAGUGGGAUGGUUUUAUAGGUAAAACAAAACCAGCUCUUAAGAAAAGCCCAAAUGUGAACUCCUUCAUUUCCAGCUCUGCCCAAACAUGCGCGCAGACGCUGCAGACGCUGCAGCCGCAGGCGCGCAGACCGACUGCUUCGAGGACUCCACCGCGUUCCUGGGGGAAUGGGGCCGCUUUCAGAAGCAGGUGUUCUUCGCCCUCUGCCUCAGCACGGUCCCCAACGGAUUCAUCGUCAUGAGCAUCGUCUUCCUGGCCGACACGCCGCCUCACCACUGCCUCGUCCCCGCGCACCUCAACCUGUCGGCCGAGUGGAGGAACGCCAGCAUCCCGCUGGAGGACGGCGCGGGCGCGCGCUCCAGGUGCUCCAGGUACAGACUGGAGGACUUGCUGAGGUUCUCGGAGGGAAACCUGCUGCCCGGGGUUGACGUCAAUCUGUCUACAGUCCCCACUGAGGCAUGCUUGGACGGAUGGGAGUAUGACCACAGUGUCUACACGUCUACCAUCGUUUCUGAGUGGGAUCUGGUGUGUGACAACAGCUGGAGGAAUCCAAUGACUUCUUCUGUCUUCUUCUGUGGUGUUCUCACAGGCUCUUUCCUCUCAGGACAGCUGUCUGACAGGUAUGGAAGAAAAACAGUCAUGUUUGCCACUAUAGUCAUCCAGACUGUUGCAACAUUCAUCGCAGCUUUUUCUACAAGUUGGGCCAUGUUUUGCUCUUUUUACUUCUUUGUCGGAGGUGGAAAUAUUUCUAACUACGUAGCUGCAUUUGUAUUAGGAGCGGAAAUAUUGGGCCCACGGAUUCGGACGGUUUUCUCCACCGCUGGGGUGUGCCUGUUCUUCGCUCUGGGAUACCUGCUUCUGCCGCUGCUUGCUUUCUUCGUCAGAGACUGGAGGAGUCUCCUCCUCGGCCUGACGGUACCCGGUGUCCUCUGUGCUCCUCUCUGGUGGUUCAUCCCAGAGUCUCCUCGAUGGCUGCUUUCUCAGGGAAAGGAGGAAGAGGCGGAGGCCAUUAUUAGAAAGGCUGCAGAGAUAAACAAUGUGGAGCCUCCAACAGUCAUCUUUGCUUUUUUGAAGAAUGAAGAGAAGCCUGAGAAGACGAGGGGCCACAACAUCUGUGACCUGCUUCACUCUCGAAACAUCCGCUGGAUCUCAAUCACGCUGUGGCUGGUUUGGAACUCUCUUGCAAUUUCCUACUUUGCCCUCUCUCUGAACACGGCGAACCUCCAUGGGAACACUUACUUCAACUGCUUCCUGUCGGCUCUGGUGGAGAUCCCGGCCUACUCGCUAUCCUGGCUCAUGUUCCGCUGUUGUCCCAGACGACUCAGUAUUUUCCCCAUGCUGUUUUUGUGUGGGGUGGUGUUGCUCAUCAUUAACUUCCUACCAGCAGCUUUGGUUUAUGUAUCUAUAACGCUUGAGAUGAUCGGGAAGUUUGCAGUGACGACGGCCUACGCUCUCGUCUACGCUUACACAGCAGAGGUCUACCCCACUGUCCUGAGGACCACAGCUGUGGGCGCCUGUUCUAUGGCUUCCAGAAUUGGCGGCAUCAUUUCCCCAUUCUUCAUUUACCUACGAAACUAUUCAGCUUCACUGCCUUACAUCCUCAUGGGAAGCCUGACGGUUCUGAUGGGGUUGCUGAGUCUCCUGCUGCCUGAGACCCAUGGAAUGCCUCUGCCUGACACCAUCACUCACAUGCAGCGCUUUCCUGGGUACAGAUGCUCCUCCCACACAUCCGUCCAGAACUACAUCAUCACAAAACAUUUCAAAAUGUUCUCCAGUUUCUUGGCACGGAGUAAUGUUGUCAGAAAAGCUGGUCGUUUCUAAUAAUUUCAAUGUUUUAUUGACUUAUGAAAUCGAUUAAAAUUGUAGUUUUAAAUAUUUUUUAUAUAACUCUUACUUCUAAGUAUAUUUCUGCUAAACAUUUUCAUUUUUAUUUUUUGUAUUCUCGCACUAAUAGAUUUGCUCUUUGGCUGUUUAUUCACCUUUUUAUGUAAAGAAGUCGCAAUGUUCCGAACUCGCACAACAAGCGACUCCAGCAAAGGCUGAGAUCCAAGUGAGAACACAAUGUCCUCGAACACGGCCUGCCACCUGUAUGCAUCCGGCCUCACAGUGGGGCCCAACUGGACCCUGUUUGACGUACAUUUCUAAGAACACUCACACCGCGUGUAAACUCCAGCUAACAAGUUCAGGAGAACAUAAAACAAUUGAAACCAAUGGGGUGUCAUUUAACAUUGUUUGAACCUGGCAGAGUCCAUUAAAAGUUGAAAAGUUCCUUAAAAACAGUAUGUGGCAUUUUUUAUGGGGCCCCGAAUGGAAUCGCUCUGCUAAUGGAAAUUACCUCACAGUGUAAUCAGAUUUAGACUUAAUGUUUUACAAUUUAUAGACAUAAAAAAAUUAUGUUCAGGUCAAACUUAUUACAAAAAGUGUGGUCAAAUGUUAAAAAUACAUAAAACAUCAGAAUGAAAAUAUUUAAAUACACAUCUAGGUGUGCUUUUACAUUAGGGUUUUCAUUUAAAUUGGUAAACACACACACACGACCCUUUAAAAUGUUAUCAGUUUUUACUUAAAUGUGGUUUAAAAAGUGGACUGAAAAAUUAAACUGUAUGCUUUCUUCAGCAUUCAAUAACUUAUAGAUUUAAUUUCUCCCUGUAUGUCAAGUUUUUAGUAGAAAAAAAUAAACAUUUUAACCUUUUUCAAGAUUUAAAACUUAGUGUAGAUAGCCACAGAUGUUUGUCAGAAGCUUUUUACUUUAACUAAAAUUUUAUGUUUAUAAAAAUUCAAAACAGAUGACUUCAGAUUUCUAAAAAAGGCUCUU
Oryzias melastigma (Indian medaka) is the source of this 3015-nucleotide messenger RNA. Its product is annotated as solute carrier family 22 member 5. The record is from RefSeq and is a predicted model, not a curated record. Lineage: Eukaryota; Metazoa; Chordata; Actinopteri; Beloniformes; Adrianichthyidae. Gene Ontology annotation, molecular function: transmembrane transporter activity. Gene Ontology annotation, biological process: transmembrane transport. The transcript has 9 exons. Gene Ontology annotation, cellular component: membrane. The coding region runs from base 291 to 2024 and encodes 577 amino acids.